GAAGAAGAAGGAGGAGUAGGCGGGUCAGAUGUAGCUUUUGCUCUUCCGCGUUGUCUGCCCACAAAAAUCUACAUAACCAAUAAAGGCGUUUUACAACAAAUAUAUUUCUCAGUAUUACAGGGGCACCUGUACAUCCAGGCAGGAAAAUAAAGGCAGAUCGGUGGUAUAUUGUCAGCUAUCGUCCCCCUCAGUAUGCUGCUGAGCUGCUGACUGUCACCGUCAUCAUCAUCAUGUCGCUGGGCGACAAUCCUCACCUGCUGCUCGGAAGGAUCCGCUUCCUGAACAGGUGCAUUGAGUGUUUUAGGAGGAGCGAGUCAGUGCCAGAGUGUCUGUGUUAUGUCCCCAAAGAGGUGUGCUACAAAAUCUGCAAGGAUUCAUCGUCCACCACCUCCGGAACAUCUACAGGAGGCUCCACCGUGGGUAAAAGCCUCGUCUCCGUCUUUGAAAGUCCUCAUCAGAUUCCUCACAGCAAGAAAUCAUGCAAGUACACAAUUGAGCCAAAAAAAGGGACGUGUAUCCGGACAACAGGGGAGGAAUACUGUAACAGCCAGGGCCUAUGGGUCAAAAUCAGUAAGGAGCAGCUGGAGGAGCACCAUCCGGGUCAGGACCUGGAGGAAGGCUGGAUCCUGGUGUGUAAACACACAGAGGGAGGUGACAGGCUGGUGUUGGCAGAGUCACCAGAGACUGUCAGCAGACAACAGCAGCUCUUUGGCUACGACCACAAGCCAUGCAACAGGUGGGAACAGGUGGUGGAUGUGGAGAAUGCGCUUUACAUCAGCUCCAAACCCAAAAUUGCAGAGUGUGAUGCUGCAGCCGUCCAGAAGCUAAGGUAUGUUCCUCCAACUUGGACGUAUGAAUGUGAUGAGGACCUGGUGCACUAUUUCUAUGACCACAUAGGGCAAGAGGACGAGAACCUGGGUCGCGUGAAGCGUGUGACCAGCAUUGAUGUUUCUUCAUGUUCGGAGGAUCCCAGUGGGGGGGCAAGCUGUCUGACAGAUGGCGACACGGAAACUUACUGGGAGAGUGACGGCAUGCAGGGACAGCACUGGAUCCGCCUGCACAUGAAGAGAGGCACAGUGGUCAAUAAGCUGAUUUUGACAGUGGACGCUACAGAUGACAACUACAUGCCCAAGAGAAUCACAGUGUAUGGAGGAGAGGGAGACAACCUGAAGAAGCUGAGUGACGUCACCAUAGACGACAACCUGAUUGGAGAAGUGUGUGUGUUGGAGGAUAUGACAUCCCACCUGCCUGUCAUUGAAGUCCGAAUUGAAGAAUGUAGAGAUGAAGGGAUCGACGUCCGGAUCCGAGGCUUGAAGAUUAAGUCGUCAUGUGAGAGGGACCUGGGUCUGAAUGCCGACGUUUUCCAGUCCUCUAACCUGGUGCGCUAUCCUCGCCUGCAGGGCACCCAACCUGACGUCCUGUACCGGAGAGCACUGGUUAUCCAGAGGUUCAUCUGUCUCCUGGACAGUGUGCUCCCACACCUGGUGCCAGCCUGGGACUACAGCCUGGGCACCUUCAACCAGAUCAAAAGCAUAAAGCAAUUCUUGCUGCUGUCCAAACGUCGCUCAGCCCUCAUCACUCAGUGCCUGAAGGACUCUGAGACCAGUAAGCCAAACUUCAUGCCCCGGCUCUACAUCAAUAGGCGUCUGGCCAUGGAGCACAGAGACAACCCCUCUCUGGACCUGAGCUGCAAGAAUGCGGUGUUCAAUCAGGUGUAUGAAGGUCUCAAGCCAUCCGACAAAUUUGAGAAGACUUUAGAUUACAGAUGGCCUGCACGGUAUGACCAGUGGUGGGAAUGUAAGUUCAUUGCAGAGGGAAUCAUUGACCAAGGAGGUGGAUUUCGGGACAGCCUGGCAGACAUGUCUGAGGAGCUUUGCCCCAGCUCAGCGGAGUGUUCCAUGCCUCUGCCAUUCUUCUGCCGUACAUCCAACCAGGGCGCCUUAGAGGCCAGAGAUUACUAUGUCCCCAAUCCAUCUUGUAAAGAGUUCCACAAGUACGAGUGGAUCGGUCAACUCAUGGGAGCUGCUCUCAGGGGAAAAGACUUUUUGGUUUUGGCUCUGCCUGGGCUGGUGUGGAAGCAGCUGACUGGGGAGGCCAUCAGCUGGAGUAAAGAUUUCCCUGCUGUAGACUCGAUCCUGGUAAACCUGUUGGAGGCCAUGGAGAACAUGGACCAGGAGACAUAUGAGUUCAGGUUUGGGCAGGACCUGGUGUACACCACCCUGCUGAGCGACGGCCAGUUAGUGGAGCUCAUCCCUGGAGGCAGUAAUGUGGCCGUUCACUACGAGGACCGCUGCGAGUUUAUCCGCCUGGUGCGAAAGGUUCGGCUAGAGGAGAGCAAGAAGCAGAUUGCAGCCAUGCAGGUGGGGCUGCUGAAGGUGGUUCCUCAGGCUGUGCUGGACCUGCUCACCUGGCAUGAAGUGGAAAAGAAAGUGUGUGGAGACCCAGAAAUCACUGUGGAAGCCCUGAAACGACUCACACGCUAUGAAGACCUAGAGCAAAGUGAUGUUCGAGUGCAGUACUUGUGGGAAGCGCUGACAAACUUUACAAAUGAGGAUCGCAGCAGGUUUCUGAGGUUUGUAACCGGUAGAAGUCGUCUUCCUGCACCAAUCUACGUCUUUCCUGACAAACAAGGCUCUGAAACUACAGAUGCACUUCCACAAUCCUCCACAUGUUCCAGCACACUCUAUUUACCUAACUAUCAAAGUGCAAAGGUUUGUGAAGAGAAACUGCGUUAUGCUGCGUACAACUGUGUGGCCAUCGAUACAGAUAUGAGCCCCUGGGAAGAGUGAUCUCUCUGCUGCUUCACUGAUCAAAUUCUUACAAAUGUUGAAUAGAAAAUGUUGCCACGUUUAUUCCCAAAUCUACACAACUGCCAAUAAUCCAAACUGUAUAUAAUAAAGAACUA
This is a messenger RNA of Monopterus albus (swamp eel), 2905 nucleotides long. It is a transcript of the gene hectd3, whose product is annotated as HECT domain containing 3. Lineage: Eukaryota; Metazoa; Chordata; Actinopteri; Synbranchiformes; Synbranchidae. The record is from RefSeq and is a predicted model, not a curated record. Gene Ontology annotation, biological process: proteasome-mediated ubiquitin-dependent protein catabolic process. Gene Ontology annotation, molecular function: ubiquitin-protein transferase activity.